This is a messenger RNA of Larimichthys crocea (large yellow croaker), 3999 nucleotides long. RefSeq names its product low density lipoprotein receptor-related protein 10 (gene lrp10). NCBI's taxonomy places the organism in Eukaryota, Metazoa, Chordata, Actinopteri, Sciaenidae. The coding region runs from base 216 to 2606 and encodes 796 amino acids. The transcript is spliced from 10 exons. Gene Ontology annotation, molecular function: low-density lipoprotein particle receptor activity; protein binding. The record is from RefSeq and is a predicted model, not a curated record. Gene Ontology annotation, cellular component: plasma membrane.
UGUGACGUCACUAGCUAAAGCACACGGAAGUGGUUUGAGAACUUGUCAACAAGAGAGGCCGCCUGACACGGUGAAGUCUUCCUGAACAGAACCUCAUAAAAUGGCACUUCUCUGACAUCGUUCCCCUCCAACCUUCUGAAGUCUUUUUUAGUUUUUACCUUUUUUUUUUUUUAAAUAUAAUUUGCAACACUUCAGGGGGGAGAAGCAUCGCCGCGAUGACAGUCGCUCACAACCUCUGCGCCCUGCUGCUUUUCACCGUGACAGCAUGCAGCCGUUUCCAGCCUGCCCUCUGCUCUGUCCGCUGUGGACAUUCCUUCCAAGUGUUAGAGAGCAAAGUGGGACAGAUCAGGAGCUCUGCUUACUACAGCUGGUCCUACCGCUUCGGCUCUUCCUACGACUGCUGGGUCAUCAAGGGUUCGGAAGGAGAACCCGUCGUUCUCAGCUUUUCCCAGUUCUCCGCACGGUGUAGGAAAGAAUGGGUGUCCAUAAAAUCAUCAGCUGGCGGCGAGCCGGUCGUGCUCUGUGGCUCCAAGUUGCCGCAGCCGUUAGAGUUUCCAGGAGGAAAUAUUACAGUGACACACCACUUCCUCCCUCAUCAGUUCCCCGUGUCAUCUUUUCUGCUGAACUAUGCCAGAGACUCUGGCGAAUGCCCGGUGACGUCCUUCGAGUGCCUCGGCGGCCGCUGCCUUCCUCUCUCUUGGCGCUGUAACGGCCGCGUGGAGUGUCUCGAUGAAGGCGCCGGCAUCGGCACCGACGAACAGGGAUGCGACGAAACCACAGAGCCCACAAAGUUUGGCAGCACAGAGGAGGAAGAGGACAAAGCUGAGCCGAACAAUGACCACGAUCGCGACUCGGACGGACAAAAGGCUGGAGAUAAGAGGCCCGAGAGAGAUCCUCUGUGGGAGCUGCUGAACGACAGGGAGCAGGAGGAGGCCCAGGUAGAUCGAGAGCAGCUGCAGACUCACAGAGGGCUUGUCGUGACGCCCACUCCCAUUGAGUGGCCCUGCGGAGGCCUCCACCAGACCUUCUAUGGGACCUUCUCUCCUCCAGCCAUCCGGGGCCCUCCACUGUUCUGUGUGUGGACUCUGGACCCUCAGGACUCGAGGCCACUGAGACUGGACCUGCAGCAACUGGUGCUGGGGCCCGGGGAUAGACUCACUGUGUACAACAGAGAGCAAGGCAAAGGAGACAUCAUUAAAAUUAUCACCAGCGCCUCCAAUUACAAAUCAGUCCAAGUCGAGUCCCACACCGGCCUGCUGUCGCUGACGUACGAGACCCUUCGCGACUCGGAGGGAAGCGGCUUCAACGCCACGUUCCACGUCGGGAGCUACUGCCCACCUUGGGAGGGCCGCUGCGGGGGAGCGGCGGGAGGUUGCUUCACUCAGGAACAGCGCUGCGACGGGAAGUGGGACUGUCCCGAGACGGGGAAGGACGAGCAGGGAUGCAGGGGCUGCAGUCCGAACCAGUUCGCCUGCGGGGUGGCGGGCCAGAGGGCGGUGGCGUCCAGUCAUUUUCCCAGCAGGCCCGUGUGCUACCCGGUCACAGAGAGAUGCAACUACCAGCUGUACUGUGCUGACGGCAGCGACGAGAGGGACUGCUCCGUGUGUCAGCCGGGGACCUUUCAUUGUGAUAGCGACAGGUGUGUGUUUGAGAGCUGGCGCUGCGACGGCCAGGUGGACUGUAAGGACGCCACGGACGAGCUGAACUGCACCGUCAUCCUGCCUCGCAAGGUCAUCACCGCGGCAACGGUGGGCAGCCUGGUCUGCGGGCUCCUGCUGGUCAUCGCCAUGGGCUGCACCUGUAAACUGUACUCGCUCAGGACCAGGGAGUACAGCUUGUUUGCGCCGAUCAGUCGUCAGGAAGCAGAGCUGAUCCAGCAGCAGGCUCCUCCCUCCUACGGUCAGCUGAUCGCCCAGGGAAUCAUCCCUCCGGUGGAGGACUUCCCCACGGAAAACCCCAACGAGACCUCGUCUCUUUCUCUGAGGGGAAUACUCCAGCUCCUCCGUCAGGACGCCGCCAACUCCCCGCACCGCAGACGCAGGCCCCGGUUCGUCCGCCGAGCUGUUCGCCGCAUGAGGAGGUGGGGUCUUAUCCCCAGACCUCCCUCCAGGCCGAGUCAGGCGUCAAGCGCCAGCCAGCAGCAGUCAGACGCCGCUCCCUCUGGUCAGGACCCGGCCCACUCCACUCCCACGAGCUCCUCGUCGGCCGUGGAGGCGGUCAACCAGCCGGUGCCGCAGAAACUUGGCUUGUUGGCUCAGACGGAACAGCAGCAGCAGCAGCAACAGCAGCAGGAAGCGCCACCUCCUCUAAUGCAGCUCCCCGACGCUUCCCCACCUCCGCCGCCGUACGCUCCCCCAGCGCCGCCCGCGGACACUCCCCACACUCCUCCCGUCACCGUCCCGCCUAGCAGCCCCUCUCUGGCCUCCAUCUUCCACACGCUGGGCCUGAGUAUCUCCCUCUUCAGAGCCUCGCCCUCGCCCUCCACCAACUCCAUGCCCCUGUCCGCCUCCCCUUCUUUCUCCUCGUCCUCCUCAGACGACGAGGUGCUGCUUAUCCCCCUGUCUGAAGACAACACUUCAGAGGAUGACGUACCCAUGCUCACCUAAAUCACCACCUUACCCGUUACCCCGACACCCCUUCCUUUAUCUCCUCUACUCACUGAUAAUAACUGAAACCCAGUCUUUCCACGUUUGUUUGAACUUAAAGCACAGGAGUGGCCCACGGCAAGACUCACCCUCACUGUGCAAGUCUGGUGCCUUUUUUUGAAAUGGCUUCGAGUUGCAUUUGACUUACGGAAACAAAAAGUAUUUCACCUUUUUUUUUUUUUUUUUUUUUAAAGAAGAAGACCUCCUUGAGAAAGUUUUUAGAAGAACAGCAUGGGUGACGUAUGUUUGAUAGUGAGCGUAGGUGAGUAUCGGAUGUGCACUUAAUGAACGCUAGGCUGCACAUUGAAGGUAAACUUUUGCACAGAAGAAUCUUCCCUAUCCAGAAACUGAGUCAGGCUACUGUCAGGUUUGAAUGAUUUUAGAGUUUUUAGACACGACAUGAUGGGAACAUGAUUGUGUUUGUAUGACGUGUGAAUGCAUUUGCGUUUUAGUCUUACAUUGACAGCGGAGUAUGUUUGUAGAUGUGGACUGUCUCCACAUACUUCUGCCACUUGCAUCCAGUCUCAUGUUACAUCACAGAUAAUUAUAGAUAGAUAUAUGUGUAUAAAAACAAAAACAAGAAGAAUCAUUUUCCCUAUUUAAGUGCCUUUUUGAGGAGUUUCCUGUAAGAUGGCUCGAGGAGAUUUCGAUGAUUCCCGAGACACACACACACACACACACACACCGCACACCAAAACACACGGAGGCACAUGUUUUUCUCACAUCAUAGCACGCGUCGACACAUCAGUGGCUUUUAUUAUAACGUGACAAACAAACAAAAAAGAAGCAUGUCUACUCUGCAAGCUGGCAAUAACUGUUCGGGACCCCUGUUUCAGUGCACAUUGAUUGCAACACACACACACACACACACAUACGUGUACCCUUUUCAAGUGAAUGUAUGUAACCUGCAAAAGCAAACGUGUCAAAAGACAAUCUCUCUGGUGCCUGAUUUUAGGAUGUGUGUGUGUGAGCGUGUAUGUGUGUAUAGCGUGCACGGGAAGAUGAGGCGCUCCCGGCGACGAAUCCACGAAAUAACCUCAACUUGAACCCUCGCCGCGGUGACUCGAUCGCAUCCUGUCAUGUUUUUGACACAACAGACUUGUGGUGUGCCAUUUGUAUUAUUGUACAUUUUUCGGUGUUUUUUUUUUCUUCUUCUUUUUCUUCCUCUUAAGUUCUGUUUCGCUUUGUUGAAUGUAUUAGGGCCAACGUGGAGUAGCCGGAAGUUUUAAAUUUGCAAUGUUAAUGACGUAAAUAAGAGAGAAAGUGAUUUUAUGGUUUAUUAGGGUCAACUUCACUGUAUAUAUAUAUAUAUAAGUAAAAAAUGUGGCUGAGAUUAAAACGAUUUGCACUUUUA